Messenger RNA from Agrilus planipennis (emerald ash borer), 8887 nucleotides. RefSeq lists its product as uncharacterized. NCBI's taxonomy places the organism in Eukaryota, Metazoa, Arthropoda, Insecta, Coleoptera, Buprestidae. The record is from RefSeq and is a predicted model, not a curated record. The transcript has 4 exons. Bases 4485 to 5549 code for a protein of 354 amino acids.
AAAAGUUGUGAUUAUCAGGAGCCACAUUGGUAAUGUGUGAAUAUAUAUUGAUAAAAGCAAAUAAGAACGCUGUUUGAUAAUAAUUCCCAAGCAGAGGUAUUGAAGAAACUCCAAUCUGUCGUAAAUCUACCUAACCAAGCAAUGACGUCACCAAUGCAUAUACAUCUCCAAAGAGCCUGUCGUAUUAUUGCCUCUUUUAUAUAUUAUAGGCCACCACAUAUUGUUUUUCAAUGUUUGAAAACUACGAAAAAAUAUCUCUCUGAGUAGUAACUACUAGAAAAAAAAAACUGCACUCUAUUCUACUGGCCCAAUCAGUCAUGAAAUUCAUUUAACAUUUAGCAUUACGAGUUAGGAAUUAUGUAAACACACCGGUUAAUUUGAUAAAUUUAUCAUAUUUACCAAAUUUAGUGGUGAUGAUGCUCAAUUACCGAUCAUUAUAUAUAAUCACCAGUUAUCACUUAUACCAUGACAUACAUACAUGUAUCGACAGACCGCUCCGUUGCUGUUGCGGAGUUGGGCACGAUGGUCAAGCACAACCAGAGACAUGUACGUGAACUAAACUACAUCUAGGCGUAACCUUUUCAAGCCAAUACGGUAGAUAACAAUUAUACCGUUCGGGGUAACAAGAACAUUAUAGUAACAUGAGAAACCAAAGUUUACUUGCAAUCUUGGGCAUCAUAGUGGUAGAAUGGUAGUUGUGUUUGAGGUGCUAAGUGGUGUAUCAGUGUUAAUAAAGUAAAGUUAUUAAACGUGAUUACUAUUUCUUAUGAUAAACAAUAAUUAUGAAAUGGUUAAAUUUGUUGCUCGUAUAUUUGUGAAAAACAAUAUAUUAAAAAUUCUUCGGUACCAUUUUAUACGAUCAGUUGAAAGCCUCUUCCAGCUGAGAACCUCAGGAUCCAGGAAAUUAACAGUACCUACUGCUGGAGAUUUAAAAGAAGAGGUAUUAAGUUUUGGUUCCCACGAGUGUUUGGCAAUAAUUUAGUCAAAUGUAGGUAAGUAAUCGUUAAUUAAACAAAGAUAACAAAUUAUAGUUUCAGAAGCUUUAUUAUUGACACUAUAGUAUUGUUUCACCACUAUGUGACAUCAUUAGAUGUGAUUAUUUGACAACAAUACGCCCAGCAUAGAAGUACUGAUAUAAUGUAGAGAAGGUAGGGGUAGUAAAACCUUUAUUUUCUAAUAGAUUUAAUUCUAAGACUGAUAUUUGCUGCUAACUUAAGUAUGUCAAAUGUUUCCGGACGGCGACAUGUUACCAAUGCUUGCCUUAGUAAAUCGCGAUUCAGGUCUGACAAUUUCGAUGAAUUACUGACUAAAAACUGAAUUCGUUCUUACUAUUUUAAUUUACGUGCCUUACUCAUGCAUAUGGAUAUUAUGCGUCGUUGAUUCAAUUGGACAAGUACAUACCUUAAAAAGGCUCUUGUCUAUCAUCAGAAAAAUUUCAGUUAUCAGAAAAUACUAGUAGGUGACAACAUAUCUCCAUAACUCCAUCUUUUUUAGUUGUUAAACCUCAACUUCUUCAUUGGAAUGGUUAUUCAACAUAACAUUUAUUUUAUAUGUUUCCCUUAUAAUUUGUUCCCACAAUAUUAAUUAAUUUACAUAUUCUAUUCAGCAAAUUUAAAUCUAUAUAUGUUUGUAUAUCUUUAUAUUACUUUAUAAGAAAAGCAAUAGGAAGAUAUGAAGAAUUACAAAGGAAUUACAUUAAUGGAUAGUAAGAAAUAGGGUGGAUGAUCAAAUAAAUGUGAAUAAGGUAUUCGACGAAGAAGGGGAAUAGGGUACAACAGGUGCAAUGUUCAUAUCGGCAAAUGUAAUUCACGUUGGACCCCCUGUAUAAUCGUAACAUGAUGUUAGUUAGGUAUACUAGAACGGUUGCCAGAUACUCCAGCUUUUGGGGUGGUGCUGCGGAAACCACAAGGGAAAUACUACGUCAUUCAGCAACUACAGGCGCUCAGCGCACGUAUUCAGUGAUGCCAGAUGCACGGAUUUUUCCGUUCUGCACGGUUUUCACGCGUUCAUAAAAAAGUACACGGAUUUUUAAACGGAUUUCCCAGGAUUUCGCUAAUUUCAUGGAUUUUCUACGGAUUGUAUUUACCAAAAGAGGUGCAUUUCUUGAAAUAUGUAUAGCUUUCUCUUUUUAGCUUAGAGAUGUAGACAGUGGCAAACAUAUACUUCUUGCGGUUCAUGUGUAAAUAUGCCUUGGAAAAUGGCAAGCGACAGUGAUUCUGCUACCACACCACCACCCAAAAAAUGUCCGAAUUAGAAACUGCAGGAACAUAGCAAGAAAAAAAUUUUGACAACAUACUGAUGGGCUUAGUCCAUAGGUAGGUACGUAGUAUCGGCGCCGUAUCGUCAUUAAGUAAUCCUUAUUAGAAAGAACUGAUUUGGGGCUCUUGGCACGUGGGGACCAGGAGAAUGAGAGAAUCCUGAAAAAAUACUGGAUAUUCGAAAAGACUAUGCAAAACCAGUGAGACGUCUUAUGGUUGCGGACACGAUACGGUGGUCAAGGAACAUAUCUGUCGAACACGUCUCGGGCAUCCGACAAUACAGUGAAGAAUAACUACACCAAGAGGCAUCACCAACUUCACUAACACUUUCAACUCAAUAGCUACUGUACCCAAAUGGCUAGGAACCAACUAGUGCAAUACAUCACUACAGAUAUCGUAAUGACAUCUAGCAUUAAGUUAAUAUGUAACAUUGCAAUACAUAUAAACUUAUUUGUGCUAACUUAAUUGUACCCUUUGGAGAAUCUAUCCUUCAAAGAGAAAGGUUCACCCUGUAGGCACCAAUGUAGUUCAUUACUGUAGUCGAUUGUUCCUUAGUCGGGGUCACUACUGCAGUGAUUUAUGACCAGCGAAAUUGCUGUUCUGAUAUGAACCGAUUUUAUAAUAACGUUGGACACUUUCCAGCAUCUAUCUUGAAUUGACACUACUGCAGCAUCCGAUGGUUUUGCACUAAAGUUAGAUCAGCAAGUUACACUUGUUUGUGAAAUAUCUCUGACCUAGUUGUCGCACUGUGUCGAGAUUUUUCUAUGCCAGCAUAAAAAUGAGUCACAUAUUAAAUGUUACACUUUUGAAUUAUGAUAAUGAUAUACCGAGUGUGCUCACAGUUAUUUUCAUGCAGUUUCAAAGCCGCAGAAUUUUUUUUAAACACAAUUAAUAAGUGCACAAACAUUACAAUUUACAUCGCAAACAACGGACGAAACUCGAAUUGCACGUAAGAGCAUAAAAUAACUGGACAUUAGGGUUACCUGCGCUUAAUAUACAUAAGAUAACGGGUUAAAAUUUCACAAUUCUUUUGUAUUUAUGAUUCACAAAAAUAUAAAUCUGGAUAAUGUUGAUAAAUGUAAUUAUUUAAAAAAUUAUAUAACUGUCGAAGAGUUUGGCUUAUCAGACGUAAAUUAUACCAUUGCUUGAAACAAAUUAAAAUCGUGGUAUGAAAACUCAACUGCGUUGCUAAAGCAUCAUACAAGUAACUUACAUAAAUCACAAAAAGAACGAGUAAACCGUCCUUUAAAAUUUAGCACUUGAAGUACUUGGAGAAAACAUAUAGUAUUGGGCCCAUUUAGAAAAUCAUUCUAAAUUUUCACAAAAAACAGUUAUUGAUAAUUUUUCUAAUAAUGAGAAAGCAAAUAAUAAUUUUUUCAAUUAAGAACAUUCCCGUAAGGAAUUAUAAUAUAAAAUUAUAUGCGGUCAUACAGGUGUAUUAUGUAAGGUUGCACACCCAUUGUAUGCCUGCGAAAGUUUCAAAAGGUUUUUACUAAUUGAAAGUGUGCAAUUUUCAAGUAUAAUUCAUAUUAUAAUUUGUUACAUUUUAAAACUUACAGAUUAUUUGUUCGUGUUUAUCACUGUCGCGACAUUGUUUAUGUUAUUGUUUCAGCGACUGGUUUUUCGCUGCUAGUAAUAGGUCUAAUAAUGAUUCAUUCGCCUGCUUGAAUUCGUUAAUGUAACCCGGAUUAUUCCCGCGGUACUAAAUGUACAACUUUUGUAAUAAUCUUUGAAAGACUAAACGUUAAAAAACUUAGCAGCUCUCUUAUUGAGAAAAGCACGCUGUACAUUGGUCCUUCAAGCCGGAUAGGGUAGUGAUAACGGCUAUACUUCCGGUAAAUACAGUGCUAGGUGACCGUGGGAAAAAUCGAAAAAUUCGAACUGUCUUCAGAGUGCGGCGGCGAAAUCGAAAAGCAGACCGACUGAAGAGAGUACAGGCGGUUGAGAUCCAGAGGCAGGAAGCGGGGAAAUCGGGAAAGCGGCUUGCUGAAAAGGUUAGUGAGCAUCCUUUUUUCUAACUGUCCUUUGGUUAUCUAAGUGUGACAGCUUUGUUUGAGCUUAAAUUGUACGUUGUACUGAUAAAUUAAAAUGUCGUUGGCGGAAUUGAAGAAAUUGCUCGUUAAGCGUUCUCAUUUAUAGGGAAAAUUAAAUAAUAUCGGAUUAUUUGCGCAACAAUUCGACUCGUUUAAGCAUGAUAUCAAAGAUAUUCAGGUUCGCUUGGCUGAAAUGCCUAAAAUUCGAGACGAUUACGAAGAGGUAAUCUUUGAGAUAGUCAGAUUAGAAAUCGCAGACGAAUCUAUGUCGGAACAAAAACAGGAUCCGAAUCCUACAGAAUCGAUAGGAGAAAACGAAAUGUCGGCUCUAAACAAAUUCGAUACUGAUUGGUUGAAAAUUAUGAGCGACCUCCAAAGGGUUUUUCAAAGGUUAUCAGUGGCACCUAGUGCAAACGUGCCCGUGGCGGGUUCUGUCCAGGCGUCAAAUCCUAGUCAGUUUAAUGUGAGACUUCCACGAAUCAAUUUACCUCAAUUUUCGGGAGAAUAUACGGAAUGGUUACCCUUUUACAAUGCGUUUGACAGCCUCAUUCAUAAUAACUAUACGUUAGAUGACUGUCAAAAGUUUCAUUACUUAAAAUUUUUGGGGGGUGAAGCGGCUCGUCCGAUUGAAUCAUUGGCAAUCACCGCUAAUAAUUAUCAGUCUGCGUGGUCCAUACUGCAAAGGAGAUAUAAAAAUGAUAGGCUGAUAGUAUACAGUCACGUAAAUUCGAUUCUAAAUACGCCCGAAUUAUCGAAGCCAUCGACGGAGGGCUUGAGAAAAUUAGUGAACGACAUUUCUGCGAAUUUAGAGGCAUUAAAGGCAAUGCAGAUUCAAGUAGAUUCUUGGGAUGCUUUUCUUGUCCCUCUGAUAAUAAGUCGUAUAGAUUAUCAGUCGAGGAAAGAACUAGAACUUACAUUAGACUCGAGCGUUCCAAAGUUGAAGGAUAUUUUGGAAUUUUUAGAGAAGAGAUGUGUCACUCUUCAGUGCAUUCAAGGGGGUUCUAAAUCGUCAAAGCCUGAGUCAACGCAGAUCAAAAAAGAUUAUACGAAGCGAUCUUCUCACGUUGUUACGACGAGAUUAGCGUGUAGAUAUUGCGACAAAAGACAUUUUGUAAACCAAUGCGGAGAUUUUUUGCGUUUAAGUAUCGGCGAUAGGAUCAAGGAGGUAAAGAAUAAGAAUCUUUGUCUUAACUGCUUGAGGAAGAAUCAUACGACAAACGCGUGUAGAGCAAAAGGUUGCAGCAUUUGUAAAUCAUAAUCACACAUCAUACAUUGUUACAUGAUAGGAGCGCUAAAAAUAGUUCGGAAUCUGAUUCCCCGAAUCACGGCUUUGCUAACAAAUCAAAACCAGAAACCAAGGUUAAUGCUACAGUAAAUCACUUUAAAUCAAAAGGCGAUACACACGUUAUUUUAUCGACAGCGCUUAUUUGGAUAAAACAUUGUGGUGGUCAAUAUCAAGAAUGUCGCGCGCUUUUACGCCGGAUCGCAAAUAAACUCAAUGUCGACAGGUACAUGUAAACGACUGGGCCUAAACCCGACUAUUUCCGUAUCGGGAAUUAAUCACACGUGCACCAAAAUUUCAAAAUCAGUCGAAAUAUGGAUCAGGUCGUCUGAUUCCAAAUUUAAAAUGCCCGUUACUUGUUGUAUCAUAGAACGUGUAACUUCAAAUUUGCCCAUCGUUUCAUUCAAUACCGAAUACCUUUCCAUUCCGUCAGACAUCUAUUUAGCGGAUCCAGAUUUCAACACAAGUCGUCCUGUUGAUUUAUUAUUAGGGGCUGAAGUAUUUUGGGAUUUAUUGUGCGACGAUCGCAGGAGACUGUCGAAUCCUAACUUGUUCCUUACAAAAACAUUGUUAGGUUGGGUAGUUGGGGGAGCAUCUUAUAAUUUCGAGAAUUCGGGACGAUCCGGAAAUCGAGUCGCGAACCUGGCCAUAAAGGAUUAAAGCGACGAACUUCAACGACUCAUGGAAAAAUUCUGGAUUCAGGAAGAAAUCCCAGAAUCCAAGGAAAAGUGGUCUAAAGAGGAAAUAGAAUGUGAAGAACAGUUUAAAAACACGUACAUGCGUGAUCCAUCGGACGGUAGAUUUGUCAUGAAGUUACCAUUCAAGAAAGGAAACGUAGAAUUAGGCGACUCAAGCGGAGUUGCGCUCAGAAGAUUCUUGUCAUUGGAAAGGAGAUUCAAAAGGGAUCGUAAAUUCAAAGAUUUGUACUCAAACGCCAUGCAAGAGCUCAUUCAGUCGAAUAUUGUGGAAAGAGUACCAGAAGGCAAAGUCACUCAUGAUUCCACUUACUAUUUGCCGCUUUCGGGCAUAGUAAAAGAAGCCAGACAAAAAGUAAAGAUACGAAUAGUGUAUGAUGGUUCGGCAAAGUCGACCAACGGGUUGAGCCUAAACGACAAUUUGAUGACGGGCCCGAAUUUACAAACAGAAUUAUUUUCUCUGCUCAUAUGCUUCAGAAUGCAUCAAAUUGCCUUCUCAUGCGACAUGGAGAAAAUGUUUCUACAGGUCAAAAUAAAUCCUGAAGACACGAAUUAUCAGAGACUUUUCUGGAGAAAUUCGGAGAGCUAAUCGGUUCAAAUUUACCGACUGACAAGGCUGGUCUUUGGCUUAACAAACUCCCCAUUUACAGCCAUGAGGUGUGUAAGGCAGUUAGCCACGGACUCGGCGGAAAAUUUCCCACUGGCAAGCGAAACCCUCGAAAGAGAUGUUUAUAUGGACGACGUCUUGAGUGGCGGAUCGACUAUUCAAGAUGCGUUAAAAUUGAGAGACGAAUUAAUUGAAGUCCUAAAUGGAGGAGGAUUUAAACUGUCAAAAUGGGCUAGCAACGAUUCAAGACUAAUACCAUUACCUUUGGAACAAGGAGAUGAAGACCGAAACGCGAUCGAACAGGAUAAAGCUGACACAUCCAAAGUGUUAGGCUUAAUAUGGAACUUCAGGGAAGACACCUUAUAUUUCAGAGUAUCUGUCCGCACAUCACAUUCUAAGAUUACGAAAAGAUCGAUACUUAGUUCGGUAGCGAAACUAUUCGAUCCCAUUGGAAUUGUUUCCCCGGUUAUUGUCAAGGCUAAAUUAAUAAUGAAAGAAUUAUAAGCAUGCAAGCUAAAUUCAGAUGAUGAAGUUCCCCCAGAGGUCCGGAGAGUUUGGGAAAGAUAUCUUGAAGAGCUUGAGGAGUUAAACUCGCUAGUAAUACCUCGUAAAGUGCUACCCGUCUCAAGCGGAGUUCACGAUUUGAUUAUGUUUUGCGACGCCUCAUUGCAAGCGUAUGGAGCGAGCAUUUACGUCCGUACGAGAUUGAGUGACGGAAGCUAUGAGUCUUACAUGGUUUGUAGCAAGUCCAAAGUGAGUCCAGUGAAGGUGAUUACCUUGCCACGCCUCGAACUUUGCGCUGCUGUUUUAGGGGUAAAAUUAAUGAAUAGGGUAUCACAAGCGUUAAAGUUGAAAAUCAGAAACAAAUACUACUUUUCGGACUCAGAAAUAGUAUUGCAUUAUAUAAAGUCUAAUGCGAAUAUUUGGCAAGUGUUUGUUGGAAAUAGGAUUUCCCAAAUUCAAAAUUUAAGCGACAUCCGAAACUGGUAUCAUGUGGAUUCAAAACCCAAUAUCGUCUCAAGGGGAGCUUUUCCCAGACAACUCAUGGUUUCAGAACUGUAUUGGAAAGGUCCCGAAUUUCUAACUCAUGAACAAUCAGAGUGGCCAAAAUCAAAAUCAAAUAAGUCACUGGAUGCGAAUGACCUGUCAGAGAAAAGAAAGGUUGUCCUGGUAACAGCAAUGGAAGUCAACAUGAUUGAUUUUUCUAAAUAUAUUCAUCCAUUUCUAAGAUGCAAGGAAUUGUUGCCUAUGUGUUGCGAUUUUCACAUAACUUGAAAAACAAGAACAAUAAGCGAGUUGGGAGUUUGACGACAGAAGAGUUGACCGAAGCGAAAUAUUGAUUUUAAAACAGAUCCAAGCGGAAGAAUUCCAACCAGAAAUCGCUUCAUUGUCCAAAACCAAUCCAGUGAGUAAAUCGAGCAAAAUAUUUAACCUAGACCCGUUUUUGGAUAAACGCGGAUUGCUGAGAGUUGGAUGCAGAUUGCACAACGCGCCUAUUGAAUACGAAAGAAAAUAUCGGAUUUUCGGAGGAUAACAUACCACCUUUAGCAUAGAAACUGGCGAGAAUCGAAGAGGUUUUCCCAGGGUCGGAUGGUGUGGUCCGAGUAGCAUCUGUGCGCACCGGCCAAGGGAUAUACAAACGUUCAAUCAGAAAAUUAGCCGUUCUUCCCAGAGAACAGGCUGUGAUUACGGACUGUUAAGUGCAGUGAAGUGCGCAACUGAAAGUUAAAUACCAGAGAUUUUGCAUGUUUGCUCUAAUUUUGAGUUUUGUUCGCAUGUUUAUUGUUGUAGAAUUUUCUAAAUUUUUAUUCAUAAUGUUUAGCUGCACUACUGAUUAGUUGACAUUUGUCAAGGUGGGGGAGGAAAUGUGCAAUUUUCAGGUGUUAUUCAUAUUAUAAUUUGUUACAUUUUAAAACUUACAGAUUAUUUGUUCGUGUUAAUCGCUGUCGCGACAUUGUUUAUGUUAUUGUUUCAGCGACUGGUUUUUCGCUGCUAGUAAUAGGUUUAAUAAU